AGUCCUGCCCCUCACUUCCUCUGAGUCUGUUUCUCAGGCUCCUCGGGCCCUCAGUGCCCUGAGUUUCGGUCACUUGGCUUACCAGGCCUCUCCUCCUGCCCCCUGGACUCUGAGGUUGGCCUCUCCCGCUUGCAUCUUGGUCUUGCCUUCGUUACUCUGCUUUUCUAGCCCAUCAUCCUGGCUAAUCUCCAGCCCUGGGUAAGUUUAUGGUGCUGGGCUGGGCUUUUGGAUAAAAGGACCAGCCAUUCCCAUCCUCUAUGAGACACUUAAGGUGUCAGCAUUGUCUGGGCCCUGCAGGGUGACAGUUCAGGCCCCUCUUGGCCGCCGCCUCUCCACCCCAUUUCCAUUUUGCGGUCUCCAUAGGCCCUCCCAGCGCCGCAGCCCCGCUCCUCCUCUCUGCUGAGACACUCAGCACUCGUCUUCCUGAGUGAACUGCUUUCACUUCUCUUCAUGCCCGGGUUUCCCCUUUCUUCCUCCAGGGAGGAAGGAUCAUUCCGCUUUGUCGACCAUCCCCCCACUCCACCCACGCUUUCUCCUAUCGAUAAAAUUCACACUUGAUUCAGAUUUCCUCAGCUUUUCCUUAAUGUCCUUUCUCUGUCCCAGGAUCCCACCCAGGAUCACACAGGACAUGAGUGGGCACAUCUCGUCAGCCCCUCUUGGCUGUGGUGCUUUCUCAGGCGUUCCUUGUUUGGAUGACUGGCACUUGGGAGCAGUGCUGUGGGUCAGGGAUUUUUUUGUAGGAUGCUCUUCUCUUGGGACUUGUUUGAUAUUUUCCUUAUGACUAGACUUGGGUGAUGCAGUUAGAGGGCCUGUCUCGCCACAGCCUGUCAAGGCUGUGUUCUGUCCACAGGACUCAUUGCUAUGGAUGUGGCCUUGAACACCUGGCUGACUGAGGUGGUGUUUGCCAAGUUUCUCCUCAGUAAAGUUAUUUUCCUCCUUUCCGUACUCCACUCGUUAGAAACUGUCCCUGUGAACGGCCAUACUUGAGGGGUGGGGAGCAGCGUCCUCCCUGCUGGAGGAGGAGGAGCCACAGGCAUUCCUCGGACUCGUGGCGCUGGGUAUUUGUCUAUUUUCUGUUUAUUCAGCCACUGCUUUAUAUCAGUCUGGACUCGUGCAUGUUUACUUGAUGCUUCGGGUUAUAAAGCAAUACUAUUUUAUUUUCCUGGAAAAAGCUUUGGCCAUUGGGAGCUCUUUUACUUGGUUCCUAUAUCCCUUUCAUGAGCCCACCUGUCCCCAUGAUUGUGUGUGUGUAUUGUGAACACUUCAUUAUUCUCUGGCAAUACAAGAUGCUCCAAGCUCAUCUUGUAUAUAUAUUUAUUUUUUUUGCCUCAGUCCUGGUUCCUUUUAUUUAUUAGAGAAUGGUAUUAAAAACCAAGAUCUGUGGUGGCUCACACCUAUAAUCCCAGCACUUUGGCCGACAUGGGAAGAUCGCUUGAGUCCAGGAAUUCAAGAGCAGCCUGGGCAACUAGCAAGAUCCCAUCUUGAAUAUUAAACAACAACAACAAACCAAGAUCUGGGAAUUAGGUGUGCUGGUGGCUGUUGGUGUGUUGCUUCUAGGCCGUCUCAGCUGACAGAGCAAAUCCGAUCACAUAGGACAGUAUGCACCUUAAGAUCCUGAAGAAACGGCACAAAAUGUUCAAGUGAUGUUUAGAAAUAACUUGUGAGGGUGCGUCAGGGAAAUCAUGCAGCCAUCAGGACACAGGCUCCGGGACGUCGAGCAUCAUCCUCUCCUGGCUGAAAAUGACAACUAUGACUCUUCAUCGUCCUCCUCCUCCGAGGCUGACGUGGCUGACCGGGUCUGGUUCAUCCGUGACGGCUGCGGCAUGAUCUGUGCUGUCAUGACGUGGCUUCUGGUCGCCUAUGCAGACUUCGUGGUGACUUUCGUCAUGCUGCUGCCUUCCAAAGACUUCUGGUACUCUGUGGUCAACGGGGUCAUCUUUAACUGCUUGGCCGUGCUUGCCCUGUCAUCCCACCUGAGAACCAUGCUCACCGACCCUGAAAAAUCCAGUGACUGCCGACCAUCUGCCUGCACAGUGAAAACUGGGCUGGACCCAACCCUUGUGGGCAUUUGUGGUGAGGGAACCGAGUCUGUGCAAAGCCUCCUGCUUGGGGCAGUACCCAAAGGAAACGCUACGAAAGAAUACAUGGAGAGCUUGCAGCUGAAGCCCGGGGAAGUCAUCUACAAGUGCCCCAAGUGCUGCUGUAUUAAACCCGAGCGCGCCCACCACUGCAGUAUUUGCAAAAGAUGUAUUCGGAAAAUGGAUCAUCACUGCCCGUGGGUGAACAAUUGUGUAGGAGAAAAGAAUCAAAGAUUUUUUGUGCUCUUCACUAUGUAUAUAGCUCUGUCUUCAGUCCAUGCUCUGAUCCUUUGUGGAUUUCAGUUCAUCUCCUGUGUCCGAGGGCAGUGGACUGAAUGCAGUGAUUUUUCACCUCCGAUAACUGUAAUCCUGUUGAUCUUCCUGUGCCUUGAGGGUCUUCUGUUUUUCACUUUCACUGCAGUUAUGUUUGGCACCCAAAUCCACUCCAUAUGCAACGACGAGACGGAGAUCGAGCGAUUGAAAAGUGAGAAGCCCACAUGGGAGCGGAGGCUGCGAUGGGAAGGGAUGAAGUCCGUCUUUGGGGGGCCCCCCUCACUCCUCUGGAUGAAUCCCUUUGUGGGCUUCCGAUUUAGGCGACUGCCCACGAGACCCAGAAAAGGUGGCCCGGAGUUCUCAGUGUGAGGCGUGGCUCAUCAGACUGAAACUUGCUCACAGACUUCCAGUUAUUUAUUUGGGGUCUGAAGGAUAUCAACAGCUCAUCUGUGACCAACAGGGCAACUGGAACCUACACAAACCAAUUGCUUGCAGCAAGCAGAGUUUUAUAUAUUUAUAGUCACAGAUGGCAGAGGAAGAGGCUCUCAGUCCCCACCUGUACAACAACGGAAAGGUGUGUGGCCACACGAAGAAGCCAAACGCCGUGGCCUCCUGCAGAGCUGGGGCUUCUGUGGAGAAUACUUCGGGUUAUUACAUGGGUUAUUCAAAUCCUGGGUCCUGAGCUGCUGUUUCCAAUCAUGAAGAAAAACAGUGAAUCCAGUGAACAGGGAUUCUCCAAGCAGUCAUUUCAGGGGGCUCCUGCUGACCCCGCCACUCAGCAGUGCACUCCCCGGAUCACAGCAGGGCGUUUACAUAGAAAGACGUUUUGGUCUCGAUUAGCUCCGAUGCUUUGCACUGAAGUUGCAAAAGAUCUGUGCACUGAACAGUGAAGGUGGCUUCCGGCACACUCCCCGCUGCCCCGGAAGAGACAUCCUUUGACCCUCUCAGCAAGUCUGUGUGUGUGCGUGUCUGUGCGUGUGCGCGCGUGUGUGCAUGUGUGUCAAAAUUGCCAGUGUUGUUUAGGCAAUGUAACAUUUACCGGCUGUGUACAGCAAACAAGCUAUUUUUUAGAAACCGACGUUUCAGGGAAGAGGGGAGAGAGCCGCGGGGUCCUGCCCGUGGUUACUAUGAAUGUAUUGCUGUUGGAGGACAUCUCGAUCCAAAGAACAGCCGUUCCUGUGCGGCCCUUCGUUGCCCUCCUGCUUUCAUUUUUUAAAGAAAUCUUGAGUGCUUGAGGGCCUUGGAACUGAUUUUUUUUUUUUGUUCCAGCCAAAUUAGCAGUGUAUAAAUGGCACCUAGGUAAGAGCAGAGCUGCGGCUCGGUGACUUGAUACUUGGGGCAGCCCGAUGCUGUGUGUGGGGCAGGGGAGGCAUCCUUACUGGAGAGGCAGGGCCCAGCCAUUGGGCACCUCUGGGAAGGGGAGGGGACCAUGAGGCAGCCAGCCCCUGGCAGGGGCGACUGUGCCACCGCAGGCAGCGCUCCAGUCGGGAAUGGCCAGGAUGGCGCCCUCUUGUUGGAGUUUUUGGUUAGCUUUUACGUUUUCUUCUCCACCCACGGCACAGGUGAUAAAAUAGGAUCCUUGGUGCGGAGCUUAAAAUUAUGCCAGAAAGCCAACAGCUCCCCUCGUGGGGCCUUGCCUUAAACUUGCCUGGUUUGUACAUUUUUUGCCGGACGCAUCAAGAAGCAAUCUGUGACAAAGUCUGAGGGUCUUCCUUUAUGCUUGCCCUCCACACUAAGAGAAGUUGGCGUCUCCCUCCUGGGAAUUGUUUUGCCUUUCUGUUCAUCUGUGAACUGUUUUUUGUUUUUAAUUACUCUGUACCCCAUCCGAAUCAGGGCUUCUACCACUGCUGAUGCAAAACCACAAAGGGACCUACCUGAGCCACCGUCCUAGCCAAGCGAGCAAACCUGCAGGGGGUUUGGAAGUGGACUUGGUCACCGCAGAAGCGUGUGCGCCGUUGGGGGAAGAGCUGCGUCACAGCCAGAGGGACAAAGUGUGGGUGAUCCUGGAGACGCCAGUUUCCGAGAUUGUUCUGCAUAUUCAUUUGCACAUUGUUGUCUGGGUUGGACAUGCGUGUGGGCUUCAGUGUGAGGCUUUUAAUAUGUAUAUCCUGUUAUCAAUAAAACAAUUAUCCAAGUGGUUGAAUCCUGUGAGACUUGGCAAGUGUGUGCAAAUCAAGUAUACUUGACUUUUCAACCUCUUCUUUCAAUGUAACUUUUAUAUGAAAUAAAGUAAUCAAUUAACAGUUCUCAAAUGGCUUCCAAAGCGCCCGUUCUUCCUGGAUGGUGGUGUUUUCAGGGGGUGCCUUUCCGUGCUUCGUGGGCCCAGCCCCAGGCUGUUAAGGUCACUCCCAAACAGUUUCCAGAAACUCUAAAUGCUUUUGUGCCCAUGACAAGUGACCUGGGCACUCAAGCGCGACUCACAAAUGUUGCCCAGUGAGUACUGUUGCUUGUUGAAUGUUUAAUUCGACUCCCAUCGUUUUACUUAGUCCUUUUUUUAGUGCACGUUGAAAUAAAAACAAUGUUUCAAAAUCUCCACA
Homo sapiens (human) is the source of this 4888-nucleotide messenger RNA. RefSeq names its product zDHHC palmitoyltransferase 7 (gene ZDHHC7). The coding region runs from base 1683 to 2720 and encodes 345 amino acids. The record is from RefSeq and is a predicted model, not a curated record. Gene Ontology annotation, cellular component: Golgi membrane; Golgi apparatus. The transcript is spliced from 9 exons. Gene Ontology annotation, molecular function: palmitoyltransferase activity; protein-cysteine S-palmitoyltransferase activity; protein-cysteine S-stearoyltransferase activity. Lineage: Eukaryota; Metazoa; Chordata; Mammalia; Primates; Hominidae. Gene Ontology annotation, biological process: regulation of protein localization to plasma membrane; glucose import in response to insulin stimulus.